This is a messenger RNA of Mobula hypostoma (lesser devil ray), 3521 nucleotides long. RefSeq names its product CD276 antigen-like. The transcript is spliced from 7 exons. The coding region runs from base 1 to 912 and encodes 303 amino acids. Gene Ontology annotation, cellular component: external side of plasma membrane. Gene Ontology annotation, biological process: T cell receptor signaling pathway; regulation of cytokine production. The record is from RefSeq and is a predicted model, not a curated record. Gene Ontology annotation, molecular function: signaling receptor binding. NCBI's taxonomy places the organism in Eukaryota, Metazoa, Chordata, Chondrichthyes, Myliobatiformes, Myliobatidae.
AUGGAGCCGUCAAUCUGGGCCAAUGGGCGGCAUCCGAUCCGCAGGUUCCGCCCCUUCCUGCCUGAACCGCUGCAGCCAGCGUUUCUCUUCUCUUCAGACGUCGUAUCCCUCGUCUGCGGUUUCAGAAUGAAUCGCCUGCUCUACUUGUUUGUUCUCCUGUUUGCUGCAGUUGAAAUGACGGCGGCAGGCCUCUUCAAGGUGAAGUGUAAGGAGGAACAAGUCACAGCCAAGGCUGGAGAUGAUGAUGUCAUCCAGUGCCGAUUUUACCGUGGAAAUAAAUUUGGAAGUCUGGCUUUUGUUUGGAAGAAGGUGGAUACUAAGGGGAUUGUCUACAAUUAUUCGUGGAGUCAAGUCAAUCAGACAGAGCAUGAUCCCAGCUACCACAACCGCGCAGAGGUCUUUGCCAGUGAGAUCCCUGAAGGGAACUUGUCCCUGAGACUGAGGAAUGUGUCUCUGUCAGAUGCUGGAAUCUAUAAGCUCCAUGUCUCCAGCCGAUCUCAAAGUACCGAUGCACAAGUCUUCCUCAGCAUCCGAGCUCUCGGCACACAGCCAGUCAUUCAUUCGUCUGGUGACGACCUGGGACUGUUGGUGCUGGUCUGCGAGUCUUCUGGGUGGUACCCAGCUCCCAGUGUCACCUGGGAAAAUGGAUUAGGCAAGAAUCUGACCAGGCACUCGCACACAGAGCAUUUUAAUUGCAAAGGUGGCAGUGUCUGUGUGAAGAGCACGUUAGAGCUGAUGAACUGGCCCACCGGCAACUACACAUGCACAAUGUGGGACCAGCAAUUGGAUGAAGGAUUAUCAACAACUUUCUCCUUGAUUCACAGGAUACCUUUGGGAACAGUGAUUGGUGCUACCGGAGCCAGCAUCUGUGCACUUGUCUUGAUUUUGGCUGUCUGUUGGAGUUGGUGGUAACAAGUGGGCAAUGCAACUGGGGUCCUGUGGUUCCCCCUGUGUGACUGUCUAUAUCACUGAAGACUCUGCUGGUUAAAAGAAACCUCUGGUGCAGAUGCAGAACAAACUUGAAGGGGGUGUAAAGCACUUGGCUCCACUCUGUACGCAACAAAGACUCACCUCCUUUCCCAUUGACACUAGAGCCAACUGCAUCCAUGCACUCAACUUUCUUUGAAAGCAGCAAUUCCUGUAGUAAACUGCAUGGGGAACGAUGCUGUCGGCAAAGAACAAAACUAUCAAAGACCGGUGCUGUGUUAAUGGGUUUGUUUUUGCACUUUACAGUGUGGUACCAGCACUGUGUUGUAGCAAGUGUUCCAAUGGUAAACCUGUGUAUCGCUGCAAAAACUGACUUCUACAAUCAGGGACACUGCAAAUCGAUUUCUGACAACUAUUGAAUUUUCAAUUUAUGACCUGUCUGUAGUUAUAGCAGUGACUUUACUGAAACAAUAACUGUAGACUCACUCAGUCUGUUUAUACCAUUGAACCGUGCACUUCAAGGACCAUACACGGCUAGCAAUGAAUAGAUUUGGACAUCUUAUCAUCCAGUGAGAAGGAGAUUAAACUGGCAUAAUUAAAUUUCUUAAGUGAAGUACAGCAUAACUCCUUAAGAUGUUGCUGUGGAAGCGAAUCUGUAUUAUUGGGACGGAUGGAUCCAAGAUUCCAGAAGUAUUGUAAGGGAAAAGGUGUUUAUCUUGGUACAGUUGUCACACUUUUCAUUGUAACUUUCAGUCCUUUGGUUUGGAAGUGACAUCUCGAAACAAUCCAGUGUUCUAACUACUUUCUCUACCUCCCAUUUCUUUCACCUGAGAAUUGGGGACCCAUUGUGGGUAAGGUUUCCUUUUUCACCCUUUCAGGCACGGGAUACACUGUCAGAAUGAUGAGUUAGAUUGCAGUAAACUGCAAAGGUUUUGAGUAUAUGAUGAUGCAAAUAAUACUGUUCCACUCCAUGCCUCAACCAUUUCUCUUUACAAAGUGCCCCAGUCCUGUUCUCCAUCAGCUAAUCUCUCUGUGAGGAUCCAAUCUUUAAACAAUGUUACAUUUAUUACAACUGUCUAGGUAAUCUCAAUUUUUUAUUGAGUCACUUCCUGGCCUGUAGUGUUCCUGGGGAAAUAAAAAAACAAUUCUGGAACAGGUUACAGCUCACCAUUCCCAGUCCAGCAGUGGGAUCAUAUUUUCUGUUGGGUUGUAACUAAUGCGGCUAAGUCUGCUUGUUUAUUGGCAUAAUGGUAGGGGGUGCACUGCCUUGGUGCUUUGAUACAGCACAAGGAUUGGCUGGGAUCAUCCUAAAGCAGCUGAUAGUCCACCAUACUGCACGUUUGACCUCUGUUGUGUACGGGUCCAUAGUAGAAGGCACAAUGCUUCUUUGAAACUAUGAGUUAAUGAGGUUUCAGAUCAGAUUCGGUAUUGAGAUUUGAAACUGUCAUUCUGGUUAUGCAAAAUAAUUUCUACAUACUUCAGCUUUCCAGCCCCUCCAAAUUGCACAAGUUGCUUUCAUUGUUGACUGACCAUUAUUCACUCCCGGAGUUGUGAUGUUGAACUUGAUUAUGCCUCGCAAAGUUGAUCUGUAAAGCCUGUCCUUUUACAUUUGGUUUUCCACUCCCCAAUUGUUGAUAUGCUGAAGAGACAAAGGUUAAUACAGUAUCUGUAUUGUUAUAUAAAAUUACGUCUCUGAGUAACACUGACAGUGGAAGAUCCUGACUUCCACUGUGUGCAUUGACUUUUCUAUGCAGAGCCAUUGUUUCAAGAACAUAUCCUGUGUUGAAACCAGUACCUUUUGUACACAGCCUCCUAUUGUUAUAGAUGUUUCCUGCUCCAAUUUCUGCAUGUUGGACUUCCCAUAAGUACUUUAGUUAGUCAUUAUCUCAUUUCCAGUUUCAAACUUGACCUGGUUAGUUUUAGUAACUGAUGUCUCGAUUUCCAAAGGACUAAGACAAUUGGCAGCAAUUAUGUUCCAUGCAGUGAGUUUGGAGAUCAUAGUUGUUGAGUGUAGCUCAGAUGAAGCUGACUGGAAAUGUCCACAAUCAACUUCCCUCUGAUACAGAUAUGGACUGUCACACCAACAUAAACAAGAAUGGCUGCAAGCUUUGUAAUUGGUUCCCAUAGUGCUGGUAAGCUUGCCAGUUCUGGUGAAGAGUAGAGUAGAGUGUAAAUGCUGGGCCAUUGAAUGGACCUGUGCUAAGCAUGGGGUCAGACAUGGGAAUGCUAGGUUCAAUAACUGCAAUACUACAGAGAGUAUUAAAUUGCAGUAAUGCCAAUUCUGUAGUGUAAGGUUAGUAGAUAUUAAUAUUUGCCUUUUCUGUAUGAUUUUCUGUAUAAUGAUUGGCUAAGCCUGUGUUCACUGGCUCCUGUUCACAACUUCCUUCUGUUGGUCAGUUACCCAGAGAGGGGAGGGAGAGUUGACAGCCUUGAGUUUGAUGUCUCACACAAUCACAUUAAGUGUCAAGUCACUGAUCAUUUUUAGUUCUAUAACCCUUGCCAAACAAAAACAUGGAAAUGUGUUUGUUUAAUGAUGUUUGUCUCUUUCCCCUCUGAUUCAGAGGCUUUGACAUUUAAAUACAUCAAUAAUUUAG